Molecule: messenger RNA, 210 nt
Organism: Colletotrichum higginsianum IMI 349063
Lineage: Eukaryota; Fungi; Ascomycota; Sordariomycetes; Glomerellales; Glomerellaceae
Exons: 2
Coding region: 1-210 (69 amino acids)
Source: RefSeq, a predicted model, not a curated record
AUGCUGGAAACGGAAGCAAUCUGCGGCAUCAAGCUGAGCACCAAGGUCUCGCCACUUGUCACGGUCACCGCCACGGCUACCUCCCGCUCCAACGCCGAGACCACCGGCCCCGGUACCGCCGGAGGUGAGUAUGCGGUUACCUCGGGGGUCGGGUCUACGUUUCCCGGGACUGCGCCAGAGCGCGGCUCCGAAUCUUCGUCUACGGGGUGA